AUGCAAAAGCGAACAGCCUCAACAGAUAUGCUAAGUCGAAAUAUUUCUAUACUAUUGGAAAAUCUACUCAAAAGUUAUGAGCAAUCUCAGUUGCCAACACAUGGACAAGGCAUACCAACGGUCGUACAAACGAAUAUUUUGAUACGCAGCAUGGGUCCAGUGUCUGAACUCGAUAUGGAUUAUUCAAUGGAUUGUUAUUUUCGACAAUACUGGAAGGACAAACGUUUGAGUUUUCAGGGACCUAUCAAAAGCCUUUCGUUGAGCAUUAAGAUGUUGGAUAAAAUCUGGAGACCAGAUACAUAUUUCUAUAAUGGCAAGCACUCUCAUAUCCACACGAUUACGGUGCCCAAUAAACUCUUGCGUUUAGAUCAGGAUGGUGGCAUUUUAUAUUCAAUGAGACUAACCAUCAAGGCCACAUGCCCCAUGGAAUUGAAAAACUUCCCCAUGGAUCGCCAAUCUUGCCCUUUAAUUUUUGGCAGUUAUGGAUACACCAGCCGCCAAUUGGUCUACGAAUGGAGAGGCGGCGAUGAAGCGGUCUCAUUUGUACCAGGCAUGACUCUCAAUCAAUUCGAUUUGAUUAGUAUGAGGAGCCGCAAUCUAACCUACGCAAGAAGGGAGGGUGAUUUUUCAACACUUCAUGUUGCCUUCAAUUUAAAGAGACAUACAGGAUAUUUUCUGAUACAGGUCUAUGUCCCAUGUAUAUUGAUUGUUGUCCUAUCAUGGGUAUCGUUUUGGAUACACCGUGAAGCGACGAGUGAUCGUGUUGGUUUGUGUGUUACAGCGGUCCUAACCCUCUCCACCAUUAGCUUGGAUUCGCGUACCGAUUUACCAAAAGUCAAAUACGCCACUGCCCUAGAUUGGUUCCUACUGAUGAGUUUCUUGUAUUGUAUAGCAACGUUACUGGAAUUUGCCGGUGUUCAUUAUUUCACCAAGGUGGGAAGUGGUGAAAUACCCACAAUCAGCGAAGAUGAAUGGGAGGACAUUGAAGAUGAAGAAAUUGAUGAUGACGAUAUUGAUCAUGAAAUAGAAUUACCAUCAAUGAGGGAGAGCAGCGAAUCGUUGGCCACUGACAUUUGUCAAACUCAACCGGGUGGUUUUCGUAAACGCAAUGCCAUGAUCUGUCCAAUAUAUAACGAUCCGACUCAUAUUUUUCAAUGCCCCUCGUCGCAUGCAUCAACCAUGGAGCGGACGACACAAACUGAACCUCCCGUCAUUUCGAAGGGCAAACAAAUGUGGCUCUGUUUCAUCGGCGAUGUGAAAUUUCGCAAGCAACGAGAACGAGAAGCUGCGGUACAAAAAGGAAUGCGUUAUGUAAACAGUGUAUCCUUAAUUGAUCGCAUUUCUCGAAUUGCCUUUCCCAUGUCUUUUGCUUUAUUCAACUUGCUCUAUUGGGUUGCCUAUGGCAUGUUCAAAAAGGAUUUUACAUGGCCCAAGGGAUAA
This is a messenger RNA of Musca vetustissima, 1440 nucleotides long. RefSeq names its product gamma-aminobutyric acid receptor alpha-like. Lineage: Eukaryota; Metazoa; Arthropoda; Insecta; Diptera; Muscidae. Gene Ontology annotation, biological process: regulation of membrane potential; chemical synaptic transmission; monoatomic ion transmembrane transport. The record is from RefSeq and is a predicted model, not a curated record. Gene Ontology annotation, molecular function: neurotransmitter receptor activity; extracellular ligand-gated monoatomic ion channel activity; GABA-A receptor activity. Gene Ontology annotation, cellular component: membrane; synapse; neuron projection. The coding region runs from base 1 to 1440 and encodes 479 amino acids. The transcript is spliced from 7 exons.